Messenger RNA from Taeniopygia guttata (zebra finch), 7199 nucleotides. Lineage: Eukaryota; Metazoa; Chordata; Aves; Passeriformes; Estrildidae. The record is from RefSeq and is a predicted model, not a curated record.
CCGUGACCCGUCGGACUCAUCCCCCGCUCCGGGACCGGCGAAUGCGCUGGGGGAAACUGAGGCACGGGCACUGCGCUUGGUACCGCGAGCCCUGCGCGGCUCUUGCCCGGUUCUGGCGGGCGGCGCGUCCCAACCGGAGCAGAGGGGACGGGGACCGGCUCUCCCCACGGGCUGGGGCUGGGGAAGGCCAUCGUUUCUUGAGGCUGGAGCAAGGAAACUGAGGCACCCUCCCCUGCCUCAGUUUCCCCUCUGCACCCCGGGUGUGCUGUGCGGGACAUCCCACUUGGGGGGUGGGCUUCAGAUCCUGCUCGUGCCCUCACCCAGCCCCGCAGGGACACCCCGCGUGGGUGAGGCCACCCCCCACUCCCACCCCAUGGCUUGGGGGUGGGGGGCAGUGGACGCGACCCCGCGGGAGCCCCGUUCCCCCCGGCUGCCGAGGGGCCGCGGGGAGGGAAAAUUCCGGUUGCCGUUGCCAUGGCUUCCCGGCCGGACCGAGGGGCCGGGGCGCGGGGUCCCCUCGGGGCUCACACCGGAGGGCUCCGGGCAGCGCCGCCGCCCGAACGGGAGCGCGGGGGCGGGCACGGGGGGGCUCCGGGCGGCGCCAGCCGCUGAACACGGUUUGGAGCCGGUGACGUCUGCUCCGGCAUCGCCGAGGGAGGAGAACGGGCGGCAGAGCGCGGGGCCGGCUCCGGGCAGCUCGGGGUCGCUGCCCGCCAUGCGCCCCCCGAGCCGGCCGGGGGAGCCGGCGGGGACCGGGGGGCUCCGCUGAGCCCCCUCAGCCAUGGGGCCGUGCCGGGGGGCGCCGCUCUGGGGCUUCCGCGCGGUGCUGCUGCAGGUCGCCGUGCUGGCGGCGGGGCAGCGCCCGCAGGAGAGACCCCCGCGGCCGGCGGGGUGGUCGCCGGCCCCCUCAUCCCCGUGGGCGCCCACGGCGGAGCCGGGAGCGGCGGGGGACAGCGAGGGCUCGGCGGCAGCGCUGGCGUUCCUGCGCACGGGCGAUGCCGAGCGCCUGGCCCGGGCCAACUGCAGCGGGGCUGUCGCCGCCGGUGCCCCCGGGCCCGGGCCACCCCCGGGGCUGCGGGCGGCCCUGCGAGCCGCCCCCGAGGCUCUGGCGCACGCCGCCAAUUUCCUCAACAUGCUCUUCCAGACCAACGACAUCCGCGAGGCCAGCGUGGCCGAGGACGUGGAGUGGUACCAGGCGCUGGUCCGCAGCCUGGCCGAGGGGCACCCUUGGGUGCGCAGGGCGGUGCUGGCCCUCGACGCCCACCCGCUGGCCCCCAAGCCGCGGCUGAUGCUGCAGGCCACCAAGGGGGACGGGCAGAUCCUGCUGCAGGACGUGUCCAACGCCGCUCCCAGCCUGGGCAACCUCAGCUGGGACCACGAGUGGUUCACCGGCCUGAAGGCGCAGCGGCUCCCGGCGCUCCGCAAGCGGCUGCUCAGCAACGACCUGCGCAGCCUGGAGACCCCCAAGUGGCAGCGGGGGGACAGCUACCUGGGGGACCCGGGCCACGUGCGGUGGUCGCCGCCCUUCCUGGAGUGCCGCGAGGGUCGCUUCGUGCCCACCUGGGCCGUCACGCUCUCCUCCGCCUUCUACGGGCUCAAGCCCGACCUCAGCCCCGAGUUCAAGGGGGUCGUGCGGGUGGACGUGGAGCUGCGGGACGUGGCCAUCGACCAGUGCUCCAGCGGGCCGGGCUGGUUCUCGGACACGCAUCGCUGUGACCUCAACAGCACCCAGUGUGUCCCCCAGGAGAGCCGCGGAUUUGUCCUCGGGAGGUACCUGUGCAGGUGCAAGCCGGGCUUUUACAGGGCCGGCGGGGCGGGCAGCGGUGCCCGGGCGGGUGUGGCAGGGACAGACGGGGGGUCCCGGCUGGGGUGCCGGCCGUGCCCUCCGGGCUGUGCCAGCUGCGAGGACGACGCGCCCUGCCUGGCGCAGGAGGACCGGGUGCUGCGGGCGGCGCUGCUGUCGUGCCAGGCCUGCUGCAUGCUGGCCAUCUUCCUCAGCAUGCUCGUGUCCUACCACUUCCGACGGAGCAAGAGGAUCCGGACAUCAGGAAUCAUCCUGCUGGAGACCAUCCUCUUCGGGUCCCUCCUCCUCUACUUCCCUGUGUUCAUCCUGUACUUCAAGCCCAGCGUCUUCCGCUGCAUCGUCCUGCGCUGGGUGCGGAUGCUCGGCUUCGCCAUCGUCUACGGCACCAUCACCCUCAAGCUCUACAGGGUGCUGGAGGUGUUCCUGUCCCGCACGGCGCGGCGCGCUCUCCCCGUGCCCGGCGGGCCCGCGCUGCGGCUGCUGGUGCCCAUCCUGCUGCCCCUGCUCUGGUUCCUGGCGGCCUGGACCGCGGGCGCGCUGCAGAACGCCCGCAGGAACAUCCCGCUGGUCAUCCCCGCCCAGACCGCCCGCGGCCUCCGCUUCUCCCGCUGCGGCCACGACUGCUGGGACUACAUGAUGGUCAUCGCCGAGAUGCUGUUCCUGCUGUGGGGCAGCUUCCUGUGCCACGCCACGCGCGCCGUGCCCUCGGCCUUCCACGAGCCCCGCUACCUGGGCAUCGCCCUGCACAACGAGCUCCUGCUCUCUGCCACCUUCCACCUGCUCAGGUUCCUGAUCGUCCCCUCGCUGCACCCGGACUGGACUCUGCUGCUCUUCUUCGCUCACACCCACGGCACCAUCACCAUCACCCUGGCCCUGCUCUUCAUUCCCAAGUUCCUGCCCUCGGGCUCGCCGCUGCGGGAGGAGAUCACGGCCGAGGUGUACGAGGACGAGCUGGACAUGCGGCGCUCGGGCUCCUGCAUGAACAGCAGCAUCGCGUCCGCCUGGAGCGAGCACAGUCUCGACCCCGAUGACAUUCGGGAGGAGCUGAAGAAGCUUUACCGACAGCUGGAGGUGCACAAGGCGUGGAGGAUGGCGACCAACAACCCGCACCUGGCCAAGGAGCGCCGCUCCCGCCGCAGCCUCGCCCGCUCCAUCCUGCGCCGCGGCGGGACCGAGAACAGCACCGGGGACCGGCCGGGGACCCCGGCCCGCCGCAGCUCCUCGGCCAAGCGGCUCGGGGAUGCCUCCGGGACCGGCCUGAGGAUGCGGGAGCAAAGCUCCCGGCGCCGCUCCUCAUCCCUGCGCAAGUCCCGCAGCUCCGAGGGACCCCCGCGGGAGCCCCGCCGAGGGUCGCCCACCCCCAGCCCGCCCGAGGAGCCUCCACCGGCGGCCGUGAUGGACUCGGAGCAAUCCGACAGCGACUCGCUGGACGCCGCCCCGCUCCUGUGCAAAUCGGCCAGCGCCCAAAACCUGGCGGGGCACUGGCAGCGACCCCCGGGCCGCCCCCCGCCUUUGCAGAAGUCCCACAGCGUUGUCACCGGGGCGCGGGAGGCGGCGCUGCUGGCCGCCCGUUACCGGUGGCACGACAGCCGCCACCUCUCCGCGCCGGCCCCGGGGGUCCCCAGCGCCACCGGCACCCCCCGGAGCCCCAGAGCCGAGAGGGGCUCGCAGGGCGAUGCCAAGGGACACCCACAUGUCACCUACGCGCCCGUCAAAAGCGUCAGCGCUGACAGCGCCCGCCCGGCCAGGACGGUGCGGGUGACCGUGAGGAAAACGCCACCUCCGCCCCCCGUCCGCUACCAGAGCCUGCAGCGCUCGGGGACGCUCGGGGACAGCCCGGAGCCAGCGCCGGGACCCCCGGCACGGGCGGGACAGGCGGAGGGGACAGCAGGACACGACCCCGAGCGCGCAUCCCCCCCGGCAGGGAAGGGCACCCCGACGGUCACCUCGGCACACGUCUGUCCCUGGGAGCUGGUCCAGGACGAGAUUCUGAGUAGGAAACAAAAAGCGGCCGAGGCAGCAGAGUCGGGGAGCGCCGGUGACACAGCGGCCACCGGCCCCGGCCCCAAGCCGCCCCCCGCGAGAAGUUUCCGCAGCCUGGGACUCGCCAUCAAAGCCCUCAACCGCUCCAGGGGGAAGAGCAUCCUGAAAGGGAGAAGCGAGGGGAGCCUCAGGAAGAGGGGCAGCAGCAGGAGGGAGAAGCCCGGCCUGGCAGAGGCCUCGGCCGUGUCCUUCGGGGGGCUCAGCCCAAAGCCCGCUGCCAAAAGCCCCGAGGGGAGCGGGCAGAGCCUGGAGGCCCUCCAGCACAACAACAACGCCGCCACCCCCGGGGAAGCCGCGGGCUGGGGGGACAGCGGGACGGGAGGACAGUGGGACAGCCUGGCCGCGGGGACAGGCGAUGGGGACAAAGCGGCAGAGGAGCCCAGCGCUGCCCGAGGGAGCGCGGGCACUGGUGGGCGUCUGGAGCCACCCAGCGCGGGCCACCAAGGAGAUGAAUGUCCCCCGGAGGUGGCGCGGGCACGGGAAAGGGACGAGGACGUUCCUGGGGUCACAGCGGAGGAAGGGACACUCGAUGAGCUCGAGGGGACCAGCGGGUCCUUCCAGCCCCGGGCCCACCCGGAGGAGGAGCAGCCGCCUGCGAAGCCCACCCCGAGCAGCGUGCGGGGCGCGGCGGGGCCGGAGCCGCGGGCUGGGCUCGGUCCGCCCGGCUCGCUCGGAAUGCCGGCAGGAAGGGGAGCCCUGCUGCGCCAGCAGGCCAUCGCUCCCCGGGAGGAUGCAGAGAGCCCGGAGAGCCCGGACAAGGCGCGGGGAGAGCGGAGCGGCCAGCCCGACUCCGAGAGGGUCCCCGGAACGGGCUGGAGCGGGGCUGGGAGAGCGCAGGGAGAGCUCAGUCCUGCGGGAACGCGGGGAGAGUCCAGCCCCAAAGCAGGAACCUGCCCGGGGAUGGGUGGCAGCGAGGGGGAUGCUCAGCGCUCUCCGGGCAUGGAAAAGCCACCAGAGCUGCCCAAAGCGGCCCCGGAGGAAGCGGAGGGCAGGAGGGCUGAGGUGUGCCCGUGGGAGAGCCGGGAACAGGGAGGUAGUGUCCCAGCAGAAAUCUGCCCCUGGGACACAGCAGGGGCUCUGCCAGAGCAGGGAUCCCCCAAAUCUGGAGGAGGGGUGGAGCAGCCUGGGAUGGGGCUGGCAGGGAAACCCCCAGCUCUGCCCAAAGCCUCAUCCCAGCGGGCUGGAACCACGGAGAGCAAAAAUGCCAACAUCUGUCCCUGGGAGGCGGAGGGUGAGCCGCGCCCAAAACCAGAGAUCUGCCCCUGGGAAGAGGCUGCAGCUCCGUCGGGGAAGGAAAGAUCGAGGCAGGACAUGCAUGGCACUUCCAAAGGGGAAGGAAAAAUGGGAGCCAGAGCACCGGAGAAAGGAAAGCAGCACCCAGCCAAAUCCCUGCCCAAAUCUCCUUCAGGGAGAUCCCAGAGCUCGGAGAAGGCAGAGAUCUGUCCCUGGGAGAGUCAGGACCUUAAAUCCAGUGACAAGGCUGAAAUCUGUCCCUGGGAGGUGGCAACACCUCAGCUGGAGAAAGGAACAGCCCCAGGAAAGGAGAAACUCCCAGCAAAAGCAACAACCAAAGCUCUGGAGAAGGGCAGCAGAGAGAGGGAAUCGAUCUGUCCCUGGGAGAGCCCAGACACAGAGCUGCCCCCUGCCAAACCCCAAACUGGGAGCUCAGCACUGCCCAAAGGAGCUCCAGGGAAAUCCCAGAGCUCGGAGAAGGCAGAGAUCUGUCCCUGGGAGGUUGAAUCCAGCAGUAAAGCCGAGAUCUGUCCCUGGGAAGUGGCUGAAGCUCCCUGCCAGCAGCCAAAGGCAAAGCAGGUCCCUGCUGGGGGCACCAAGGGGGACAAGCGCAUCUCGCGCCAGGCAGCGCUGGCCAGCCCGGAGAGAUCCCUGGGCAGCAGAGACCGAGUGUCCGUCUGUCCUUGGGAGAGCCUGGAAACAGAGCAGCCUCCAAGCAAACCCCAACCUGGGAGCUCAGCACUGCCCAAAGCUCCUUCAGGGACACCCCAGAGCUCAGAGAAGGCAGAGAUCUGUCCUUGGGAGAGUCAGGACCUUAAAUCCAGUGACAAAGCUGAAAUCUGUCCCUGGGAGAGUCAGGGCUCUAAAUCCAGUGACAAAGCUGAAAUCUGUCCCUGGGAAGUGGCAACACCUCAGCUGGAGAAAGGAACAGCCCCAGGUAAGGAGAAACUCCCAUCAAGAGAAGCCUCUAAAGUUCUGGAGAAGGGAAACAGAGACCGAGAGUCCAUCUGUCCAUGGGAGAGCCCAGACACGGAGCAGCCUCUGGCCAAACCCCAAACUGGGAGCUCAGCACUGCCCAAAGGAGCUCCAGGGACAUCCCAGAGCUCAGAGAAGGCAGAGAUCUGUCCUUGGGAGAGUCAGGACCUUAAAUCCAGUGACAAAGCUGAAAUCUGUCCCUGGGAGGUGGCUGCACCUCAGCUGGAGAAAGGAACAGCCCCAAGUAAGGAGAAACUCCCAGGAAAAGCAACAACCAAAGCUCUGCAGAAGGGCAGCAGAGAGAGGGAAUCGAUCUGUCCCUGGGAGAGCCCAGACACAGAGCUGCCCCCUGCCAAACCCCAAACUGGGAGCUCAGCACUGCCCAAAGCUCCUUCAGGGACAUCCCAGAGCUCAGAGAAGGCAGAGAUCUGUCCUUGGGAGAGUCAGGACCUUAAAUCCAGUGACAAAGCUGAAAUCUGUCCCUGGGAGGUGGCUGAACCUCAGCUGGAGAAAGGAAGAGCCCCAAGUAAGGAGAAACUCCCAUCAAGAGAAGCCUCCAAAGCUGUGGAGAAGGGGAGCAGAGACCGAGAGUCCGUCUGUCCAUGGGAGAGCCCGGACACGGAGGAACUGUCCCCGAAAUCGGCAGUGGGGAAGGAGCCAUCCAACAAAUCCGACAGCACAGAGAGCAGGAGAUCUGCAAUCCGCCCCUGGGAAGCAGCAGAGCCCAUUGGGUUGGAGGAGGAAAUCUCCCAGCCAGAUGUGCAGGCACAGGUAGCCCCAAGAGCUUCCCCUGCAGGGGUGGGACGGCUGGGUGCCAGCGCUGUGUCUCCAACACUUCUGGAAAAAUCCAGGGGCACAUCCCACGGGGAAGCCGAGCACAAGCCCCUGUGCCGACUCCUGCCCGGCAUCCAGCACCCAGGGGUGGGCAGCAGCCCCAGUCCCGGCGCUGGCCUGGCCGAGGUUUGUCCUUGGGAAGCUGCAGAGGCUCCAGCGGCACCGGCCAAGCCCAGUUUGGACAUGAGGAAAAGCUCUGAGGUGUGUCCGUGGGAGGAGGAGAGCACGGAUCCCUCCCGGACCUGCCCUGGGCAGGGCAGAGCCCGGGAUGGGGGUGGGGUGUGAGUGGAUCCCAACACCAGUGGCUCCA